Messenger RNA from Emiliania huxleyi CCMP1516, 1475 nucleotides. RefSeq lists its product as hypothetical. Bases 23 to 1393 code for a protein of 456 amino acids. NCBI's taxonomy places the organism in Eukaryota, Haptophyta, Isochrysidales, Noelaerhabdaceae. Gene Ontology annotation, biological process: meiotic chromosome segregation; kinetochore organization; mitotic spindle organization. Gene Ontology annotation, cellular component: Ndc80 complex; kinetochore. The transcript has 13 exons. The record is from RefSeq and is a predicted model, not a curated record. Gene Ontology annotation, molecular function: protein-containing complex binding.
CUCAAAGCAACAACGGCCAGCGAUGGCCGGCAAGCAGCCCAAGGACGCCUUCCCGCUGCUCAAGAGCGCGGAGAUCCUGCAGUGCCUCAACGAGCUGGGCAUCGCCUCCUCCGAGGACGAUCUCCUCCACCCGACCGGCCUCAAGGUGCAGCACAUAUACGCGUCGUUCAACGAGCUGCUGCUGCACCGGAAGCGCGAGGACAUGGCGCAGCCCGACUUCGAGGGGCUGCAGGAGCUGGAGUUCCCGGAGCUACACGAGCAGUCCGUCCCGAUGAUCGGCUUCCUCUCCGCCUGCCAAAAGCUGAUGGCGAUCGCGGGCGUGGGCGACUUCACGAUGAGCGACCUCAUCAAGCCGGAGGCGCGGCGAGUGCGGCGCAGCCUCUCCGCCGUCAUCAACCUAGCAAAGUACCACGAGGACAAGCUGCCCGGCUACAUGCAGUUCUCGCAGGAGACGGACGCGCUGCUCAACGCAAAGGCCUCCCUCGAGGAGGAGAGCGAGCGGCUACUCUCCGCGCGCAGGCAGGCGGAGCAGAGGCGUGCCGAGGAGGAGCCGGCGCUGCAGCAGAUGGAGGCGGAGAACGAGCAGCGGCAGGUCACCGUGCGCGAGCUCUUCAACUCACACACCGCGAUCCUCAACGAGUCGCACGCGCUCAAGGCCAAGGUGCAAGAGACGCGCGACGCUUCGCGGGGCCUCUCCUUCGAGCUCCUCAACGCGCGCGAGGAGGCGGAGAGCUUGCGCAAGCAGAUCGCCCCCGACCCGCGCGCGCUCAAGGACGAGCUGCAGGCGCUGCAUGACGCCGUCGCCCUCGAGAAGGCGGCGCUCAAGUCGCUCGAAGGCAAGUGCUCCGACGCCGCGAAGGGCGCCGCCGCCAUCGAGGCUGCGGAGGGGCAGCUGGACGAGCUUGCGCGGCUGCAGGCGGAGGCGGAGGCGGAGGCGCACCGGCUCAAGGAGACGCGGCGCGGCAUCAAGGCGGUGGCGGGGUCGACUCUCGGCCUCGAGACGGAGCGGGCGGAGCUGGCGCACCAGGUGCGCGCCGUCACGCAGCGGAUCGGCCACUGCAAGGAGCGCCUCGAGCGGCAGAAGGAGCAGCACGCGGCCAAGGAGGAGGACGCACGCGCCGCCCUCUCCCUCGCCGAGCGGCAGUGGGGCGAGCUGUCCGAGGAGAGGGAGAGGCACGAGCGGCAGCAGGACGACUCGGAGCUCGCGCUGCGCGAGCUUCGCGACAAGCACCUCUACGCGCGCAUGGAGCACGAGGCGGUGGCGGCGCGGCUGCAGCAGCUGCAGCAAAAGCUGUCGCUCCAGGUGCGCGCCUACCACCAGACGGUCCUGUCGGCGAUGGGGUCGGCCUCGGAGAGCACGCAGGGGCUGGCGGCGCAGGGCGUGGCGUGCUGAGGAGAACCGGGGGACCGGGGAGGGCGGGGGGGAGGGGGGGGGCGAUUGCCGGCUUUGUGUCGCCGGCUCUGGUCUAGAGAGC